AUGCUUGAUCCUAUUUCAACUUUCAGGCUUGCGGCGUCUAUCCUUCAAUUCGUGGAUUUUGCUUCAAAGGUCAUUACUAGUACUGCAGAGCUACAUCACUCCUCUAGCAGAGCCUUGGCCAACAAUCUUGAGCUCUCCACCAUUUUCUCGGAUCUCAGUGCUAUCAGCACUGAUUUAAGGGCACGAAACCCUCAUCAAGAAACGCGUGGCUAUAGCAAGGAUGAGCUAGCGCUCAUAAGCCUUGCAUCAGAAUGUGAAGAAUUAUCAGACAAGCUCUUGCAUGACCUUGAUGGCUUGAAAAUCAAGGGAUCACACACGUUGUGGGCAAGCGCUCGUCAAUCAAUACGUAGCUUAUGGAAGGAAACUUAUAUUUCUGAUAUGUCGAAACGGCUAGAUAGUUUUCGAAGUCAACUGCUGCUUAGACUUUUAGCUCUUUUGAAUGACCGACAUUCUGCGAUGAGCGCCGCGUUCAUGGAAUUGCAACACUGUCAGGGUCGUGUGGAAACGAACACGGGACAGAAUUUAUUGGGCUUGAAAGACGACUUGCUAGCUAUAUCUCAAGAUAUUUGCAAACAUCAACAAAACAAUGAUAGAGGAUGGAAUCAAUUAUCGAGAACUAUUGAACAAGGAAGCACACUCUUUACCGAACGUGCAAUCCUUAAAACAUUGAGAUAUGAGGGGAUGAGUCGAAGACAGUCUAACAUCAUUGAGGCACACAUUGGCACUUUCGAGUGGAUAAUUAACCCUCAUCUAACGGGAUUCAUUGAUUGGCUCCGUGAAGGUGGUGACGUAUACUGGAUCAAUGGGAGUGCUGGCUCUGGAAAAUUUACGCUCAUGAAGUAUCUAGUUGGCCACAAAGUCGUCAAAAACGCUCUCACAGAUUGGGCCGACACUAAACCUCUUUUCACAGGCAAUUACUAUUUUUGGGGUGCUGGGAAUGGAAUGGAAAAGUCUCAACAAGGACUUCUGCGAUCUCUUUUAUACGAUAUUUUGGGAAACUGUCCUUCAGUCUUGCCAAAACUGUUCCCAGAUAGAUGGGUGUCGCUAAACCACGCAGGCAUCAACAUGGAUGGUUCUUGGUCGAAAGCUGAGCUUCUAGACGCGUUCAACCAGCUCACAAAAAACCAAGUAUGGCCGGGCAAGUUUGUUUUCUUCAUUGACGGUGUGAAUGAAUACAUGGGAGAUCCAUCAGAAACUGCACGUCUCUUGAAAGCAUUUGCAACAUCUGCAGAGGUGAAAGUUAUCGUCUCGAGUCGACCUUGGACAGAGAUCAAACGUUUUCCCACCCCACUCCCAGGCCAAUCAUUAAGUUUGCAAGACUUCACCCAAGAACAUAUUAAACACUACAUUCGUGACUUGAUAACUGAGGAUCCUGGUUUCUCGAACACACAAAUAGACGAGCGUUAUGGUAACUUCAUCGACAAAAUAUGCGACAAAUCUGGAGGUGUUUUUCUCUGGGUGGCCCUCGCUGUCCGGGAGAUACUGAAAGGAUUGACACAUGAAGAUACAAUUUCUGAACUCGAAGCUAGACUAGAAAGUAUACCACCCGGGCUGGAAGAGUUCUUUGAACGAAUAUUGGAUAGUAUCGACGAGUUUUACCGACCUCAAGCCUCGCAGAUCCUUCAGAUGUGCCUAGCAGCCGACGAACCACUCCCUCUCCUUACUUUUUCCUUUCUGGAGGAAGAACAAAAAAAUCCGAAUUAUGCAAUUGCGGAAGGAAUCAAUCCAUGGACCACUGAUCAUAUGGCAAAGGAGCUUGAGACUUUGAAGAUACGAGUAAAGGCUCGUUGCCGUGAUUCCCUGCAGAUUUUUGAGACAGGGCAAUGGCACGCCGGCAAUCCCGGUGUCUCUUUUUUGCACAGGACGGUUGAAGAUUUCUUUCUAGAGUCCAGAAACCAAACGCCUUUGCCUGAAUGGAUAAAUUAUCCUUACAAUCCUCAUAAUUACGUCUCGAUUGUCCGGAUACUUCUAGAAGCCAGAGCUGACCCAAAUUGGAUUGAUUACCAGGAGCCGCUGGGACGAAAUUAUGGCGGUCAUCGAAGCACCCUCUGGACAGCCUUUGUACGUAAUUUCUUCCGUCCAGACCAUGAAACUCCUCGCUUUACAAGUAAAUCAACACCAACAGUGCUACGGGUCCGGAGAGAAGUACUUGAAUUGUUUCUUAAAUAUGGCGCCGAUCCAUCAGCUACGGUCGUAUACGGGCCGCCGGAUGCAACUGAGUCUGUAGGCCAUUGUACUGUGUCUGAGUAUCUUGAAAAGACGCUGCCUGAUUCAGCAGAAUGCUGUAAUCUCCUUCUUGAGUACAAGAGGAAGAAUGAAUCAAGAAAUUUGUGGGACGUCUUCCCUCUUCUCCCAACGACUCAAUAUCAAAUCAAUGAUCCCAUGACCGGCAUCUCUUCGUCUAUACUCGUCUGCUCUUGA
Molecule: messenger RNA, 2421 nt
Organism: Sclerotinia sclerotiorum 1980 UF-70
Lineage: Eukaryota; Fungi; Ascomycota; Leotiomycetes; Helotiales; Sclerotiniaceae
Exons: 5
Coding region: 1-2421 (806 amino acids)
Source: RefSeq, a predicted model, not a curated record